Cryptomeria japonica (Japanese cedar) is the source of this 435-nucleotide messenger RNA. RefSeq names its product cytochrome P450 703A2-like. The record is from RefSeq and is a predicted model, not a curated record. The coding region runs from base 1 to 435 and encodes 144 amino acids. Gene Ontology annotation, molecular function: monooxygenase activity; heme binding; iron ion binding. The transcript has 2 exons. Lineage: Eukaryota; Viridiplantae; Streptophyta; Pinopsida; Cupressales; Cupressaceae.
AUGAUUCAACUAGCUCAGACUGAAAGCACAGUUAACAUGAGAACUGUUUUGUCCCAGUUGACUAUGAAUAUUCCGAUGAGCAUGAUAAUGGGUGAUCGAUAUUUUGGUGAGGAAGGUGGGGAGUCAUUAGCAGAUGUUGCACAUCUGAUUGAAGACUCUUUUUUGCUGCAUGGGGCUAUCAGUAUUGGGGAUUACGUUCCCUGGUUGAAGUGGCUUGAUUUGCAAGGGUACGAGAGGGCUAUGAAGAAGGUGCAGAGAAAAUUCGAUCAGUUAAUGCAGAGAAUAGUGGAGAAGCACAGGGAAAACCCACCAAAAGAGAAGGAAGAGAUGGAUUUCAUAGAUUUGCUCAUCUUGCAGGCUGAGGAGAAUGUUGAAGAAAUUCCUGAUAAAGAUGGCUUCGUCAAAGCCAUUGCUAUGGUUUUCACCAAACCAUAA